GGCUUAGAGCUAGCUCUUAGCUCACCACCAUCCUCCUUCUGGCUAUCCAGCCAAAUCAUAAUCAGACGGUGAAAAAUGCACGCCCGCCGCCUCCUCCCUCUCCUCCUGCUGCUCGCCGCCGCCGGCCGCUCGCUGGGCCGCGGCGGCAUCUUCGGGACUGCACCGCCGCCGUCCAGCCCCGGCGGUGGCGACGACGACCAGAAGUGCAGCCGGACGUGCGAGUCCGCGUACUGCACGGGCACCUUAGAGGCUCCGUUGAUGCGGUACGGCAAGUACUGCGGCGUGUCCUACACGGGGUGCCCCGGCGAGCCCCCCUGCGACGCCCUCGACGCCUGCUGCAUGCUCCACGACGCCUGCAUCCAGACCACCGACGACUACCUCAACAUGUGGUGCAACCAGAGCCUGCUCGACUGCGUGGCCACCGUGAGGACGGCCGCGGCGGCGGCGGGCGGGGGCGUGGAGGCCGUGCUGACGACGUUCGAGGGGAACCGCUGCAACGCCACGGACGUCGCCGACGAGAUCACCUCCAUCCUCGAGGCCGCCGUGUACGCCGGGAGCAUCCUGCACAGAGCGCCGGCGCCGGCGCCCGCGCCGUAGCUCCCUGGCCACUGUUGAUGCGCGUUUGAUAUGGAGUUCUGAGCAGGUGUGGUCUGGUUGAAGUCGGUGGCCUAGCACCUAAGUAAAGAUGGACCGGUGUCGGCAGAGGGUGGAUUAUUGAUUGAAGGGAUUUUUUUCUCUGGUCCUCACUACUCUCGAUCCCCUCUGAUUUUUCGGUACUGAGCUCCCCUGACAUACUGCGGAGUGCAGUUGGGUCACUGACAUGUGAGCCAACCAGCUUCCGGGCCCACAUGUCAGUGGCUCAACCGCACCCUGCAGUACAUAUCAAACGUGCAUCAACGUGAUGUUAGGGGAGCCUCGUUCGAUUUUUUGACAUCCUCGUGUAUGCCCCUAUUUCUUUGAUGGUGUUACGUAAAUGCGCUUCAGCUCCAUUUUCGUCGGGCCAAAGAUGUUUGACCGUAAUUGAGACAAUAUGUGGACUGGCUUGUGUAAAAGAGAAAGAAAGAUUGAAGG
Molecule: messenger RNA, 1071 nt
Organism: Triticum dicoccoides
Lineage: Eukaryota; Viridiplantae; Streptophyta; Magnoliopsida; Poales; Poaceae
Product: probable phospholipase A2 homolog 2
Exons: 2
Coding region: 76-597 (173 amino acids)
Biological process (GO): phospholipid metabolic process; arachidonate secretion
Molecular function (GO): A2-type glycerophospholipase activity
Source: RefSeq, a predicted model, not a curated record